Molecule: messenger RNA, 1225 nt
Organism: Molossus molossus (Pallas's mastiff bat)
Lineage: Eukaryota; Metazoa; Chordata; Mammalia; Chiroptera; Molossidae
Gene: ELOVL3
Product: ELOVL fatty acid elongase 3
Exons: 4
Coding region: 156-968 (270 amino acids)
Biological process (GO): fatty acid elongation, monounsaturated fatty acid; sphingolipid biosynthetic process; very long-chain fatty acid biosynthetic process
Cellular component (GO): endoplasmic reticulum; endoplasmic reticulum membrane
Molecular function (GO): fatty acid elongase activity
Source: RefSeq, a predicted model, not a curated record
AAUGGGGUCGGAUCGCAGCGCACGCACCUGAAACCCACGGUCCAGGGCUCGCCGCGGAGUUCCGUUCUGUCCCGCCUCCAGGUUAGCUCCAUCCUCGGUUCCCCACCCUCUCGCCCAGCUCCCCAAGUUCCCGACCUUGACGUCUGCAGAACAAAAUGGGCACAGUCAAGAAUGUUUCAGACGAAAUAGAGCAGCUGCUCCAACCCUACAACUUCGAGGGGUUACAGUACAUGAGACCCUAUUUGGAGAAGUACUGGGCAGCCUCAUUUCCCAUAGCUCUGAUCUACCUGCUGUUCAUCUUUGUGGGGCACAACUACAUGAAGGCACGGAAGGGCUUCAAUCUGCAGGGGCCUCUCUUCCUUUGGUCUUUUUGCCUUGCAAUCUUCAGUAUCCUAGGGGCACUGAGGACGUGGAGCCUAAUGGGGAUCUUGAUACGUAGGUAUGGCCUAAAGCACACUGUGUGCUACAGCAACUUCAUCAACACUUCUGUAGUCAACUUCUGGUCCUCCCUCUUUGUUCUCAGCAAGAUCAUUGAAUUUGGAGACACGGCCUUCAUCAUCCUGCGUAAGCGGCCACUCAUCUUUGUGCACUGGUACCACCACAGCACAGUGCUAGUGUUCACAAGCUUUGGAUUCAAGAGCAGGUUGGCUACAGGCGGCUGGUUCAUGACCAUGAACUAUGGUGUGCAUUCCCUCAUGUAUACCUAUUACGCUCUGAAGGCUGCCAAAGUGAAGCCCCCCAUGUGGUUUCCCAGGCUCAUCACCACCCUGCAGAUCCUGCAGAUGUUUAUGGGAAUCAAUGUCACCAUCCUGACUUACAUCUGGAAACAGGAACAGGGAUGCCAAACCACAACGGAACAAAUCUUCUGGUCCUCCGUGGUGUAUAUGACCUAUUUCAUCCUCUUUUCCCACUUCUUCUACCGAACCUACAUAGUGCCCAAGGUUAAAGCCAAGGCCAAGAGCAAGUAGAGGGUUGGAGAAAAAGAAGAAGCUCCAGGUUCUGUCCUCCCUCAGGGCACUGAGGGGCUUGGUUUAGGUUUGGGAGAAUAAUUAGGAUGCCUCCCCUGCAUGGUUUCCCCACAGGAUGUGUGCCCCACGGCGGCAGGAAGUUAUGACAGACAAGAAACAUCAACCCUGGGAAAGGGAUGUGAUCUAGUACUUUGAGGUUUCUGUUUCUAAUGUGAAUGCUAAGCAGGCCCUGGGAUGGGUCUGGGACUGAGAAGGAU